This is a messenger RNA of Saimiri boliviensis boliviensis (Bolivian squirrel monkey), 793 nucleotides long. The record is from RefSeq and is a predicted model, not a curated record. Lineage: Eukaryota; Metazoa; Chordata; Mammalia; Primates; Cebidae.
UAGUUUUCGCACCGCAGUUCCUAGUUCCUCACCCCAGGCUUCCGGACUGGAAGGACAGCUGGGGAUAAAACGAGCCUGGUGAAGCCCAGGAGUCACUGGCCACUGAGACUCAGCUCGACUUUCCCUGUGCGCUGGGAUCCUGCUGGAACCUCCGCGACAACAUGAGCUCCGCAGCCGGGCCCUGCGCCUCCCACCCGGGGCUGCUGCUCCUGGGGUUGCUGCUCCUGCCAGCUCUGGUCGCCUUCGCCAGCGGUGAGAGCAGAAGCCAGGCUGUGAGGGCCGGCAGCGGCGAGGGGGGUCCGGGAAGCCCUGGGGCUGGGGAGGAGUCCUCUAGGCUGCUGAUCGCGGCUACACUUAGCGCGCGCGUGCUGAGUGUGCGGGCACCGUGCCAGGCGCUGCACGUGCACCGCGCCACCUGCUCAGCACAACUUCUCUCCGAGGGAAGUACGAUUUAUGCUGACGCUGAGGAAGGAGAUGGGGACCUGCAGUGCCUGUGUGUGAAGACCACCUCCCAGGUCCGUCCCAGGCACAUCACCAGCCUGGAGGUGAUCAAGGCCGGACCCCACUGCCCCAACGCCCAACUGAUAGCCACGCUGAAGAAUGGGAGGAAAAUUUGCUUGGACCUGCAAGCCCCACUGUACAAGAAAAUAGUUAAGAAACUUUUGGAGAGUUAGCUGCCUAAGUGUGUGCAUUUGCCUUAUAACAUACUUUUCCCCCUACUUUCAAUGUAACUAUGAAAGAACUUCUGAUAUUUGUAUUAUCCCUCUAGUUUUAAAUAAACAAAAUAAAUCAA